UUGAAGAAACAGUAGUCUUCAUCCAAUAAUGUUUCCUUACCACCAAAGCGAUUAGGUGGUGUGGCAAUUCUCAUCCAUUCCCCACCAAGAAGAUCGAAUGCCACAAUAUCAAGUACCGGAUCAAUGCCUCACGCAUCAAAUAUUAGAGAAUGAUGAAGCAAAUACUAUUAUUAAUAAGAAGAUCAUGCGUAGGGACACUGAAAGACAAAGAAGAAAGAAAAUGGCCAUUCUUAAUGCAUCACUUUGGUCACUGCUCCCUAUGGAAAUGAUUAAGGGGAAGCGCUCGGUAUCUGAUCACACAAACGAGGCCAUGAACUAUAUUACAUACCUGAAGAAUAAGAUCCAAGAAUUGAGUGUGAGGAGGAAUGAGCUUAAAAAUUUAUCUAAUUUGAGUGUUGUAGUCCAACCUUGUUGUGAUGGGGUGCAAAUUUUAGUAACAACCAAUGUCAAUGAAGGUUUGCUUCUAUCGGAAGUGCUUGAAAUCUUGCUCAGAGAAGGACUUGAUGUAGUUCACUGUUUUUCGAGUAGAGAAAAUGAAAGGUUAAUUUACUCUAUUCAAUCCAAGGGCAAUGAUUUGGGAUGCCUUGAUCUAUCUGGGCUGCAACAGAAAUUGAAUGAUCUUAUCUUAUCAUCGAGAUACAUCUGAAAGUGACAUUGUAUCCACUGGCUGAGAACCACUCCCUUGAUCUGAACCCUAAACUUGGUUAACUCAUUGAAAGUAUUUGAAUUUUCACAUCUUUUUAAGGGUUUUUCUUUUGUGAAGAAAUUCAAUGGAAUCUUUAAAUUAAGUUGGAGAUAUCUUGUAAAACUUUUUAGAAACUGUUUCUAGAGGAAUAGUUCAGCUUCAUCUAGAAAAUAUGCAGUUGGCAUAAUAAUUAAUUAGCUUAUUGGCUAUCAUUUCAAGAGCUCA
Molecule: messenger RNA, 910 nt
Organism: Quercus robur (English oak)
Lineage: Eukaryota; Viridiplantae; Streptophyta; Magnoliopsida; Fagales; Fagaceae
Product: transcription factor bHLH126-like
Exons: 3
Coding region: 98-646 (182 amino acids)
Biological process (GO): regulation of transcription by RNA polymerase II
Cellular component (GO): RNA polymerase II transcription regulator complex
Molecular function (GO): RNA polymerase II transcription regulatory region sequence-specific DNA binding; protein dimerization activity; DNA-binding transcription factor activity, RNA polymerase II-specific
Source: RefSeq, a predicted model, not a curated record